Messenger RNA from Musa acuminata AAA Group (dessert banana), 621 nucleotides. RefSeq lists its product as uncharacterized. The transcript has a single exon. The record is from RefSeq and is a predicted model, not a curated record. Bases 1 to 621 code for a protein of 206 amino acids. Lineage: Eukaryota; Viridiplantae; Streptophyta; Magnoliopsida; Zingiberales; Musaceae.
AUGGACGUGCUCGAUGUGCCGCCACUCGAGGCGGUGGCGUUCCGCCUCUACUCCCUCCCCGGCGCCGCCGCAGGCUCGGUGUGGGCGUGGGCCGCCGUCCUCGCCGCGGCGCUCGGCCUAUGGGGCAUCAGAAUCGUCGGAACCAAGUCUGACGCCUCCCCCCUCUCCCACUCGGCUCCCCGCUCCUCUUCCCCCCCGCAGCCUGCCAUCCCCGGUCCCGCCGUCCCCGCGGAGCCGGCCAAGCCGCAGGCGGAGCCGACCAAUCGCGAGGACUACAGGCCGAUCGCGCGGCCUACCGGAUGCCGCGUGGAGGAAGCCAGCGCGACCAAGGCCCGGUUCACGGCCUACUACCACGGCGCCUCCUGCAACGGCUGCGGCGCGGUGGAGGAGGACGAAUGCCACGAGGGGGAGGAUGGCGGCGCUCGCGGCGUCGAGUGCGGUGUAGCGGCGCCAUGGAAUCAAGGGUGGCGGUGGGAGGGGCUGACGGUGCGGCGGCGGUGGGACUUGGGAUGGUAUCGUUACCAGGAUAUGACGGCGCUUAACGGAAGCGUGGUGAGGUUGUGGGAUGGGGCAGACGGCGGCUUGACGGCGAGGCGACGGCCGCCGCAAAAUCCAAUUUAG